This is a messenger RNA of Antrostomus carolinensis (chuck-will's-widow), 847 nucleotides long. Its product is annotated as ATPase MORC2-like. The annotation marks the transcript as partial. Gene Ontology annotation, cellular component: nucleus. The record is from RefSeq and is a predicted model, not a curated record. The transcript is spliced from 8 exons. NCBI's taxonomy places the organism in Eukaryota, Metazoa, Chordata, Aves, Caprimulgiformes, Caprimulgidae.
AUGAAGCUGCCAGUGUUAUUCAGUUUGGUAAAUCAGCCAAGCGAUCACCUGAGUCAACUCAAAUUGGGCAGUAUGGGAACGGCUUGAAAUCGGGUUCCAUGCGGAUUGGGAAGGAUUUUAUCCUGUUCACAAAGAAAGAUAAUGCCAUGACUUGCCUCCUCUUGUCACGGACGUUCCACGAGGAAGAAGGCAUUGAUGAGGUCAUCGUUCCCUUGCCCACCUGGAAUGUACAGAGCUGGGAGCCUGUGACUGACAACAUGGAGAAGUUUGCGAUUGAGACGGAGCUAAUUUACAAGUAUUCACCUUUCAAAUCAGAACAGGAAGUGAUGGAGCAGUUCAAUAAGAUUCGUGGUGAGAAAGGCACCCUGGUGAUCAUCUUUAACCUCAAACUAAUGGAUAAUGGAGAACCAGAGCUGGAUGUGACUUCUGACCCCCGAGACAUUCAGAUGGCAGAAACACCCCCAGAGGGAACAAAGCCUGAGCGCCGCUCCUUCCGUGCCUACGCUGCUGUGCUUUAUAUUGAUCCCAGAAUGAGGAUCUUCAUAAAUGGACACAAAGUGCAAACCAAGCGACUUUCCUGCUGCCUGUACAAGCCAAGGAUGUACAAAUAUACUUCAAACCGUUUCAAGACCCGUGCAGAGCAAGAGGUGAAGAAAGCAGAGCACAUGGCAAGGAUAGCGGAGGAGAAGGCUCGUGAAGCAGAGAGUAAAGCCCGUGCACUUGAGCUGCACCUAGGAGGGAAUCUCACACGGGAGUCCAGGAUGACGCUACGUCAAGUCCAGAACUCUGCAAUAACCAUGCGCCGGGAGGCUGAUGUCAAGAAAAGAAUCAAGGAUGCAAAGCAGCG